Messenger RNA from Racocetra persica, 404 nucleotides. The record is from the annotation of a GenBank genome assembly. NCBI's taxonomy places the organism in Eukaryota, Fungi, Glomeromycota, Glomeromycetes, Diversisporales, Gigasporaceae.
AUGGGAUACCCUGGAUAUAACUUAUCUCAAUUAUUAGAAAUGUGUUGGAAUCAUAGAGAAACUCGGGAAUGGAGAAAUGAUAUACUUGCAAGAUUCCUCCAUCACCCAAAUUUAACUCCAUCGAAAUAUAGGCCAAAUGCCUUGUAUGAUGCAUUCAGUAAAGCAGAUGCUCUGGGUCCAGAACAUAUACUUGCUAUAAAUGUGAAAAUAUUAGAUCAAGCCAAUCCCCUUGGCACUGUUUCCAAUUUGCCGUUAACUAAUCCCAAGGAGGCCUCCCAAUCAACUGGAAUUUCACCUUUGAUGGGCGAAACAUUCGUCCUAUCUUCACCACCUAUACGGAUACCACCUAUACGGAUGGAAGGGAUCGAGGAUACAGCAACCCAACAAGUCAAAAGUAAUUUGAG